Molecule: messenger RNA, 1095 nt
Organism: Macrosiphum euphorbiae (potato aphid)
Lineage: Eukaryota; Metazoa; Arthropoda; Insecta; Hemiptera; Aphididae
Source: the annotation of a GenBank genome assembly
AUGAAUGCCAGUUUAAGAUCAGAUAAAUCUUUUCGUACUAAAGAAGAUGAAUUUUAUCAUAAAGACUCUAGUCCAUUGGAAGAUUUACCAAUUGAUAUGACAAAAACAGUGGUUAUAGAAUAUAUGCAUAAUAUAUGUUUAGGGGUAACAAAAAGAUUGAUAACUUUUUGGACAAAGGGGAAAAAACCUGUUAGAUUUUUAAAGCCCGAAGAAGUUUCAGAAGAGUUAAAUAGCCUAAAACCUUUUAUGCCUUCGGAAUUUACACGGCUGCCUAGAUCUCUAGAAGAAGUUGAAUACUGGAAAGCAACAGAAUUUAGGGCUUUUGUUCUGUAUACUGGGCCAGUUGUUCUUAGAGGUCGAUUAAAAAAAUCUCUUUAUAACCAUUUCAUGCUCUUACAUUGUGCUACCAGACUUCUAAUAUGUCCUGAAACAUGUCAUACUCAUAAUUUUCUAGCUAAAACUUUAUUAAAUAAAUUUGUUCAUGACUUUUCUUAUUUAUACGGUGAAGAAUAUGUGGGUUAUAAUGUUCACAAUUUAAUUCAUGUACCUGACUUUGUUUUGAUCCAUGGUGCCUUAGAUGCAUUUAGUGCAUUUAAAUAUGAAAAUUAUUUACAAUUUAUUAAAAAAAGUUGUAAAAAUUCUAGGUAUCCCCUCCAAGAUACUUACAACCGUAUAAUAGAACAAGUAAAUAUUCAAACAAAAUGCAAUCCUUUAAAAUACCCAAUUCUGAAAAAUGAAAUUAAUUUUGGUGACUCUAUUAAUGAAAAUGAAUAUGAAAAAGUAAUUCUUAAAAAUUUUGUAGUAAGUUCAAAAAGUAUUCGGGACAAAUAUUUUAUUUUAAAAAAUAAUGACAUAGUUGAAGUCAACAAAAUUGUUAAACUUUUAACUGGGCAAAUACAUCUUAUUGUGACUCCAUUAAAUUAUUGCAUCAUGUAUCAAGAUCCCAUUUCAUCUUGUUUAAUUAAAUCAUUUUAUAUUGACAAUAAUAAUGAUAAUUGUUCUAAAUCAAUUGGCUUAGACUGUUUAAAAAGUAAAUGUUUAUAUAUACCAACUGGCAGCAAAUCUAUUGCUAUUGCUUUACUUCAUGAAGUAUAA